This is a messenger RNA of Carassius auratus (goldfish), 1318 nucleotides long. Its product is annotated as sterile alpha motif domain-containing protein 5-like. Gene Ontology annotation, molecular function: protein binding. The record is from RefSeq and is a predicted model, not a curated record. Bases 557 to 1318 code for a protein of 253 amino acids. The transcript has 5 exons. NCBI's taxonomy places the organism in Eukaryota, Metazoa, Chordata, Actinopteri, Cypriniformes, Cyprinidae.
UCUGUCUGGUUCGCAGCACAGCAGAAGCUGUAUCUUCUUUGUUUUCAUUUGCCCUGUAUAUUUAAGGAUCGGAUCAAUGGAAAAUAAACCGACACGCGGAAGAAAGCGACUCAAUGACACUGGAUACAAACAGCGAUUCGCCAAAGACGAUCAGAAGCUGUGAGGAAUAAAGUGUAAGUUAUUUGCUGAGAGGAAACCAGCGUCUGUCAAGAACCCAAAAGCUGGGAGAUUGGGUAACUUAUUUAACAAAAGAUACACUUUUGCGAACGCAUUUCCAAACGCGAAAGCUUGUAUUCAUUGUACUAUUCAUAUUUUGUGUCACGGCAGGUGAUGAUGCGCUUUAAACUUUGUUUACAUGGAUUCUUUACACUGAAACCAAAUUUGAUUUCAGAUUUACUAUUCCCUCAUAUGUUUAGGCAUGUAACACUCGUUUUUUCUGCCUUUUAUUACUGAAUUCAGCACUGGAAAGUCUUGUUUACUAUUGAUGGACUGCCAGUGUUGAUAUUCAUAGCACUGAAGAUGGCAAGAAUGUAUGUAACGUUAAUGGCUUUUGGGAAUGUCCUGUGAUUUGGGAAUGAUGAACAGCGGACCCACUAUCGUCUACGAGUGGCUGAAAACCCUCCAGCUGUGUCAGUAUGUGGAGUCAUUUGUUGACAAUGGUUAUGAUGACCUGGAGGUGUGCAAACAGAUAGGAGACCCUGACCUGGAUGCCAUCGGCAUCUUCACUCCACAUCAUCGGGAAAAGGUUCUCCGGGCCGUGGAGCGACUCCGGGAUGAUGACAAGAAGGUGGCACCAGGACUGUAUUUCACCCUUGAACCACUUCCACAUGACACGUGCCCUCAAAUUAGUGACUGCAAACAGAAAUGCACCAAGUCUUGGGUCAGUUCUACUUGGGACCGGCCCAGGAUCGGACUCUCCAAUGACUUCAAAGCGUUAGAGAACCACAAGGAGCCGGUGGUGUAUCCUAAACUCAAGCUGAAGAUAAUGAUAAGGGAUAAGCUGGUGAAGGAUGGAAUUGACCUGAGCAAAAUGCCCUACUCGUAUAAAGAUGGCUCUCUGGCUAACAUCGAGGAUCUGGCCCAAGAGUAUUCAGAGUAUUACAGCACGUCCUACAGCGAAGUGUGUGACCGAAUGGAGGAGUUACGCAAACGCAGAGUCACUCAAGAAGCAGAGACGGGAAAGGCUGAAUCAACAACAUCCCUUCAGCUGCGGCUGGAAAUCCAGGAGUCGCUGGGUCUGUCUAGCGCCGUGUCCACACCUGAGGUGGAGAGAAGGCAAUCAAUGAACAAGUCCAGCUCUGAAGACGGAUCUGGUUAG